ACAGAGCAUAGCGUACGCCGCCGACAGUGCGACAGAGACGUCCAUAUAUCUACGCACACCAACUCGAUACACGCUACGCUUACGUUUACUUCUGUGUGUGUGUAUGUUCGAGUGUGUGCCCACUGACUGCGGCUCUACUUUUAGCAAUAGCUGCAACCGCAACUACUGUUCGUUCGUACUGGCACUGUUGUUUGUUGUAUGCGCACUGUACAGUUGUACCCACACGACACCAUCAGCUGCGGCAACAGCGGCUCGUUGUACAUGAGAUCUGAACGUCGUCCGUAGUUAACGUCGUAACAACCAUCGCCAAACGCGCGCGCAUAUUGUCGGCAAGUACUUCAGCGGGAAGCAUCCAUUUCGUCAACGAUAUUAUUCUUCAUGUUUCACAAUGAGUGAUUAUUCAGCGGUGAAUCCGCCAACGGAAAAGAAUCAGAGUCAAGCAUUCGCGGCGGCGUUACAACGCGCUAAAGAGAUAGCAGCUAAGAUCCAACCAUCCUCCAAAGCCAGUUCAACUACCGGAUCUAUAUCACCAGAAACACAUAAAAGGCCUUCAGAAGAUUACGCUAACUCUUCAGAGCCAGAAAGAAAAAGGUUAGCAACAUCUCCGGUGGCUUUAGCCGCCGCUCAAGCAGCAGCCGUGGCCGCCAGAGUGGCAGCAGCAGCAGCAGCCGGUAUCCAAGGCAUCGGUGGGCCUGGAUCACAAUUUGGCAACGUUGUGAAUGAAGAAAUAAAAGUACCAGACAAAAUGGUUGGUCUCAUUAUAGGCCGCGGUGGAGGGCAAAUUAGUCGACUACAGGCUGAAACUGGAUGUAAAAUUCAAAUGGCACCAGACAGUCCAGGUUUAUUAGAGCGAUCUUGUACUCUUACUGGAAAUGCUCAAAGUAUAACGCUUGCUAAAGAACUUAUACAAAACAUAGUACAGAAUAAAGUAUCUGUAGAAGGAACAGGUGGUGCAAAAAUUGAAGGACUCAACAUAUCUUCUCCACCUUCUCAGCCAGCUUUUACUCAAGCUCAAAUUAUGAUACCUGGAGCUAAAGUAGGACUUAUUAUUGGGAAAGGAGGUGAAACUAUUAAAAUGUUACAAGAAAGUUCAGGAGCAAAAAUGAUAGUUAUCCAAGAUGGACCCAAUAGUCAAGAAAAUGAAAAACCGUUAAGGAUAUCUGGUGAAACUGCCAAAGUUGAGCAUGCCAAAAAGUUAGUGUAUGACAUGUUGGGAGUUGGUGAAAAAGAUGGAUUGUCUACAUUUGAUCAAAAUGGAUCAAAUUGGAAUGGUUCUAACAGUGGUGAUUACAGUAUGCAUUCUGGUUAUGGCGGUAAAGUUGAGGUUGGUGUACCAAAGCAAGUAGUAGGAUUAGUUAUAGGUAAAGGUGGUGAUAUGAUUAAAAAAAUCCAAGCUGAUACUGGUGCCAAAGUUCAAUUUAUAAAUCUCAAUGAAGAUACCCCUGAUGAUAGGAGGUGUUUAAUUACUGGUAAUCCUGAUCAGGUAGCUGAAGCUAAGCAAAGAAUAGAAUCAUUAGUUGAUAGUGCUUUGAAUCGAAGUGGCAAUAGACCAAGUGGAGGUAACUUCAACAGAAAUCAAAGUUGGGGAAAUAGUGGCCAAACCCAACCACUAAAUGAAACAACAUUCACUGUACCAUCUGCUAAAUGUGGAGUUAUUAUUGGAAAAGGAGGUGAAACAAUUAAGCAAAUAAACUUGCAAACUGGUGCACAUUGUGAAAUAGAUAGGCGGCACAACAAUACUGGUUCUGAAAAAACAUUUGUCAUACGGGGAACUACUGAACAAAUUGAAAAUGCUAAACGCAUGAUUAAUGAAAAACUAGGAUAUCAGGAUCCUAAUGGUGGUUCUCAGAGUUAUAGUAAUAUGAACCAACCACAACCACCUUAUGGUUCUCAAAUGGGUUGGGGUGGUCAGGAUGGUCAAAUGAAUGCAUAUGGUCAAGGUUGGAAUCCAAACAUGCAACAACAGCAACCACAACAGCCAACUGAUCAGAAUAGUGCAAAUCCAAUGUCUAAUGCAAAUGGUGCCCAGGGAAGUUCAGAUUUCAGUGCCCAAUGGAUACAAUACUAUAGAUCUAUGGGUAUGCAUAGAGAAGCAGAAUUCAUUGAACAACAAUCCAAACAAAUGAAGUUCAAUCAGAUGAAUGGAACCAGUGCAGUACCAAAUCCAGCUAAUGUACAGCCGCAGCCUCAUGCAAUUCCUCCAAAUGGAACGGCAGGUGUAAUGCCAGUUGCUGCUUUAUCUGCUAAUGGCAGUGGAAGCAGUGCUGGAGUUAGUGCUGGUGCUGGAACUCCUGAUUAUAGUGCACAGUGGAUAGAGUAUUAUCGAUCAAUUGGCAAAAACAAAGAAGCUGAUAUGGUUGAACAACAAGUUAAAGCUAGGAUUGGUCAAACUAAUGGCCAACCAAGUGGCGGGUCAGAUCAGUCACCUCAGCAACAACAGCAACAACAACCUAAUGCUUCUAGCCCACAAUCUGGACAACCACAGUCGUUAAAUGAUGUAUCAAUGUAUGGUGCACAGUAUGGUAUGGCUUAUGGUGCAGGUGGUUAUUAUGGAGCACAAAAUCCUGGUGCCGCUCCCACAGGAUACGGAGCUUAUCCUGCUGCAGGAAAUGCUUAUGCAGGAUAUCAACAGGUGCCACAACAAGAUCCGCCCCAACAAUAAUGAGGACUUACGUCAAAAAUAUACUAUUAACUGUGUUAUUGCAGAACGUCCAGAUACCAGGGAUAUCCUCGCUAUGGUCAGGUCCAUUCAUAUUAAAUCAAUAAACAAAUAGUUUUGUCUUCUCUA
Molecule: messenger RNA, 2788 nt
Organism: Sipha flava (yellow sugarcane aphid)
Lineage: Eukaryota; Metazoa; Arthropoda; Insecta; Hemiptera; Aphididae
Gene: Psi
Product: far upstream element-binding protein 3
Exons: 16
Coding region: 389-2662 (757 amino acids)
Biological process (GO): regulation of DNA-templated transcription
Cellular component (GO): nucleus; cytoplasm
Molecular function (GO): mRNA binding
Source: RefSeq, a predicted model, not a curated record